Molecule: messenger RNA, 1539 nt
Organism: Alternaria ethzedia
Lineage: Eukaryota; Fungi; Ascomycota; Dothideomycetes; Pleosporales; Pleosporaceae
Exons: 3
Coding region: 1-1539 (512 amino acids)
Biological process (GO): response to toxic substance; L-homocysteine catabolic process; proteolysis
Cellular component (GO): cytoplasm
Molecular function (GO): cysteine-type aminopeptidase activity
Source: RefSeq, a predicted model, not a curated record
AUGGGUAACAACCAGUCACGACCGUCCGAUGCUGCUGUUAAUGAGAAGUUGAUGGAGCGACUCCAGGCACUCCACAUGAAGGAUGAACGACCCAUGAACGAGAAGGAUGGAUUUGUCGUUGUUGGCGGAGAGGCUCCACCUCGAUACACCCCCGGCGUCAAGUACCGACAAGAUGUAUCUGCCGCCUCAGUGUCAGAGUGGGAGAAGGAGCUCAUGGAAGACCCAAAGAACCGCCUCGCUCUCGCAGCUCUUAGCUCCAACUCUGCCAACGCCGUACUUUCAUCCCGAUCCGCUGUCAUCGCAGACACCCAGAAGUUCAACAUCAAGAUCCCCUUCGAGGGCUCGCCUGUCACAAACCAAGCCUCAUCUGGAAGAUGCUGGCUCUUCGCUUCCACCAACGUCUUCCGCGUCGCUAUCAUGAAGAAGUACAAGUUGUCCGAGUUCCAGCUAUCGCAGGCAUACCUCUUCUACUGGGACAAGAUUGAGAAGGCAAACUACUUCCUCGAAAGCAUACUGGAUACAAAGAGUGAGGAGAUUGACAGCCGCAUCGUGCAGGCGCUGAUGUCCAGCCCUGUCGGUGACGGCGGACAGUGGGAUAUGGUGGCCAACCUCGUGCAGAAGUACGGUCUGGUACCGCACUCGCUGUACCCAGACUCGUUCAACGCGUCCAACUCGUCCACCAUGGACCGUCUGAUCACCACCAAGUUGCGGGAGGAUGCCGUCCGUCUACGUGCCAUCGCAUCCAGCAACGCAUCGCCAGACGCGAUCAAGGCGACUAUUGCCGAAGAGAAGGAGAAGAUGCUGCGCGAAAUUCACCUGAUCCUAACACUGAUGCUAGGACCUCCCCCGUGCUCUACCAAGCCGUUCACCUGGGAGUACUAUGACAAGGACGGCAACUUCUGCACCGUCAAGACGCGACCCACCGCCUUUGCGAAAGAACUCUCCGACAACAAGACCGUCCGCGCGCUGUCUGGAACGGACGUGCACUCGCUCUUCUCGCUUGUAAACGACCCGCGCAACCCUUACAACCGUCUGCUCAGCGUGAAGCGACUCGGUAACGUCUGGAACGGCCGACCAGUGACGUAUGUGAAUGUCGACAUGAAGACCAUCAAAGAUGCUUGCAUUGCGAUGCUGAAGAAAGGCAUGCCCGUCUUCUUUGGUUCGGAUGUAGGCAAGUACUCCGAUUCCACCAAGGGAAUUAUGGACACCGAUCUCUUCGAGUACGAGCUGGGCUUCAAUAUCAAGCUCGGCAUGUCCAAGGCGGAGCGUCUGCAGACCGGUGAGAGCCAGAUGACGCAUGCUAUGGUGCUGACGGCUGUACAUGUUGUUGAUGGCAAGCCCGUGCGCUGGAGGGUGGAGAACUCGUGGAGUGAGCGUGCAGGUGACAAGGGCUACUUUGUCAUGAGCGAUGCUUGGAUGGAUGAGUUUGUGUACCAGGCCGUCGUCGAUCCCAGCGUUGUCAGCUCGACGAUUAAGAAGGUGCUCGAGCAGAAGCCGAAGAUGCUGGAGCUGUGGGACCCGAUGGGCGCGUUGGCGUGA